This is a messenger RNA of Orbilia oligospora ATCC 24927, 3507 nucleotides long. RefSeq lists its product as uncharacterized. Lineage: Eukaryota; Fungi; Ascomycota; Orbiliomycetes; Orbiliales; Orbiliaceae. The record is from RefSeq and is a predicted model, not a curated record. Gene Ontology annotation, cellular component: cytoplasm; nucleus. The transcript has a single exon. Gene Ontology annotation, molecular function: protein binding. Bases 1 to 3507 code for a protein of 1168 amino acids.
AUGCGAAGAGCAGCCGCGACGACUGUGCGGUCGACGGUACGGCUGGCGAAUUCGAAUCCAAAGCCGCAAUGGCCCGCUAUUUAUAAUCAGAAUGACAACAUUAACAUUUUAAAGCCGAAUGGUCUGAGGUUUUAUGGCACACCAGGCCCACGGCCUAGACAGACUGCGCCAAUCCAACACAUUUUGGUAUCAAAACGCAACAGGGCAGCCAAGAAGAUCAUAAGGGCCCGUCAAGAUGAUUUAAAACAGAAGGGGGUUCUUAUUUCACGGAUCCCACGUUUCGAUAUAGAAGAACUAAGGGUAGAAAAGUCUGAGGAGCAACGGGAAGAAUGGCUUCAAGUUUUAUUAACAAUCAUCGACCCUGUCGAUAGAAGAGUAUCGCGGAAGAUAUUUCAGACGCUGGCAGUCGCAUGCAGGAGGUUGAAAGCGACUGAGGUCGAGGAGAUUGUAAAAUUGGCUAUCGAUGAUUUACCUUCUGAGGCAACCGCGGACCUCUUCGGACCGAACAUACGUCGUGGGAUUUUGGAAAUCGAUGAUCAUGGCUAUGUCAUGUUCAAAAGCAAGUAUUUCCACCAAAUGUUGGUCGCUCGAAGGAUGCAGGCCACUGGGCCUCAGAACUCCUAUUUCUUGAUCGAAGAGGAACUUGGUCAUUUCGAAUUAGCCCGGGUUUUGCUUUUAUACAUGGCAAAAUAUGGGGAAUCGGGUCCAUUCCAUAGCAUCAGAGAGCAGGAGGAGCGGGAAACCGCCUAUCCGCUUCUCAGAUACGCUGCGGUCCACUGGCCAGGUCACUGUAUCUCGUCUUGGUCCUACAGACGCCUUCUCAUCGAUCUAGCCUCGAAAUUUUGGACCACCGACAAAACUUCUUAUUAUGGGGCUUGGUUACAGGCAUACUUUUAUUAUUUCCACCCCAAUGAUUCAUACAACGGACACCAAUUGGCUGUUAGGUAUCUUGCAUGGAUGGAUGGUCCUGUGACUCGCCUUUCGUCUUGGGGUAUCACAGAGUUUGUCGACGCCGCGCUUGAACAGCCGCCGACGACAUACGAAAUGUCUACUGCUCUAUGCAUCGCCAUCAGAGCUGGACAUAAGGAGGUAGUUUCCGUCCUGAUAUCACACGGCGCCGAUAUCAAAGCUACCGGAAUGAUUGGGAAUGGGAAUUAUCUCCACGAAGUUAUAUUUCGUAAACAGCCGGCUUCUAUGCUAAAGUUUCUACUAGAACAACCGGGUUGUAAAGAUCUAAUCGAUGGAAUCGACGACGAUGGCCGCACGCCGCUUCAUAUGGCCGCUUCAAAGGGGAAGUUAGAGGCAGUCAAGAUUUUGUUGGAAAACGGAGCUACCGUGGAUGUUCCUUGUGAUAUGGGGCGUACUGCUCUUCACUGCGCUGCCGAAGAGUGUUUUAUAGAUGUUGUGGAGUAUCUACUGAAGGCAGGCGCGAACCCGAACGGCCUGAGCUAUCUGAAGACUCCAAUGCACCCUGCCCAUGGCACUAGGGAUACCGAUAAAGCUAAACAAGUACUAACCGGGAGCAUAGUAAGACUCCUGAUAGAAUACGGAGCUAGCCCGACAGCGCAGGAUGCCGAUGGUUUCACGCCGCUGAACACCGCGGUAAUCAAGAAUAAUUUAAAAGUUGUGAAAGCCUUGCUUCCGCAAUAUACUGAAGAGGAUAUCAAUAUCAUUGGGAAACGUGGUGGUUUCCAAGAAAGUUCAACGGCCCUUAGCUCUGCUUUGGUCUACGGCUCUAGUAGGGAUAUCGUAAAGUGGUUGAUCGAGAAGAAAGCUAAGGGUCCCCCGGAUCGCCUGAUAGGCCAUCUAGUCGACUAUUGUGAUCUCGCAACUACCGACGUCCUACGAUUAAUUUGGAGUAAUUUUCCGGAAGAGAUGGCCGCUUACGAAAUCGCUACGGAUAAAUCGUUUUUUGAAAUGAUGCUUUCUGCUUUCCCACCGCCAAAUCGGAGGUUGAUUAACGCUUUACAACUGUUAACACCAGAUUGGCAGGAUACUAUACUGAAGAACUACGAGCCCUAUGUUGGAUCGGGUAUGGAAGGGUUGGUUAAAGCUGGGGCGAUUAAUAGUAUUAUACAAUAUGCUAGAUCUCAUGAGUCUGAAAGUGAGAAUUUCCCUUGGAAGGAAAUCUGGGAGACUCUUUCCGACCCCCCAGUUUUCCCAAUCUGGUCUCUCGGCGGUAUAAGAGAACUUCUUCAAUUCCGACCUGAGUUUAAGACCCCGGAGUACCUUAUACCCGCGCUUUGUAACUCCUUUUCAUGGGACGAUGGUAGAGAGACAAUACCUCUCUUCUAUAUGGACCUGGUAGAACAACUCCCCGGGACGACAUUGUUGGAUUACACCGACGAAGAGACCGGUGCGACAAUACUACACCAAGCCUGCGAAUCAGCACACUACAGAGUCGUCGAUCGUCUCAUAACCGUCCACAAAGCCAAUGUCAAUGUUCAAGAUAACUCUGGAGCCACACCGUUAAUGCGCUGUUUCGAACGACUAGCUCAUACAAACUUGAAAUCAGGAAUCAUCCAAAGACUCCUAGAACACGGUGCCGACCCCACAAUUCGAGACAACGAGAAUCGAACCGCAGUAACUCAUCUCGCCAUGUCCAGCAGCUGGACCACUGCUAAUUCCGAACGGGCAGCUCUGGAGUUACUCAUGCAACACCCUGGAACCAAAUCCGUGUUCGAUACCCCCGAUUCUUCGGGUCUACGACCGAUCGAUUAUGCGUGUCAACAGAACUUAUACCCAAUUGUCAAAGAAUUCAUGGAUUCUGGCGCAGAACUAAGGCUUAAAGACCCUAACGGAGUAGAACUAAUAUCUAAGUUAUCGCUCCGCUGGACUUCAUUCUGUCGUUUUUAUCCCCUCGUGGAGGAUCUGCUAUCCAUGGGCGCGGACAUCUUUGCGGUUAAUGAAGACGGGGGGUCUUUCGUUCAGGAAUCUCUUGGGUUUUAUGGAGACCUUCAUGUUAUUAGAUAUGUAAUGGACGAUCCUAGGUUCGAUCCCAUGGCCCCGUUACCCAGAAGGGAAGGAGAUGAAGAGACACCGGUUGAAUUACCGUUUCAUUACGCCAUCAAAAAUUGUCGACGGAAGGCAUCUUUGAUGCUUAUCCUUGCUACACCAGAACAACGAUUAAAGAUCGCGCUAGGGAAAAGUAUGGAUGGGAAGGAAACUACUUCGUUACAUCUCAGUGUUAAAAUCGGUUCCGUGGGACUCGUCAGAUCAUUAAUCGAAGCUGGAGCGGAUGUAAAUGCUGUUGAUGGGCAAGGGAGAACGCCGUUGUUUUUUAUAAAUCGACGCGGAGCCGGGUUAUCGAUUGCUGAGGGGGCGACUACGGAGUCUGUUACUUGUGGGUAUUGGCUUUUGAAGGCUGGGGCGGAUCCAAAUUUUAGGAAUCCCGUGACGGGGAAGACGGUUUAUGAGAGUAUUGGGGAGUAUGAAGGGUUUGGGCUUAAGAAGCCGGCGUUGAGGCUUUUGAAGGACUUUGGGGCGAGAGAUGUGGAUGAGGAGUGA